AUGCCCAACGUCUCUACGGUGAAGGAAUUCCUCCUGCUGAGUUUCUCGGAGGUCCGGGAGCUGCAGCUGGUCCACGCCGUGCUGUUCCUCCUGGUCUACCUGGCGGCCCUGACGGGGAAUCUCCUCAUCGUCGCCGUCACCGCCUUCGACCGGUGCCUCCGCACCCCCAUGUACUUCUUCCUCAGGAACCUGUCCCUCAUCGACCUCUGCUACAUCUCCGUCACCGUCCCCAAGUCUGCCGUCAUCUCCCUGACCGAUCGUAGAGCCAUCUCCCUCCCGGGCUGUGCCGCCCAGGUCUUCUCGGUGGUCAUGUUUGGUGGUUCAGAGAUAUUCCUCCUCACGGCGAUGUCCUACGACCGCUACGCCGCCAUCUGCCUCCCCCUGCGUUAUGAGCUCAUCAUGACCAACACGGCCUGUGGAACGAUGGCGGCCGCCUCCUGGCUCACUGGGGUGAUGUUUGGGGUCUUGUAUUCAUCUUCGACUUUCUCCCUGAGCUUCUGCGGGUCCAACAUCAUCCAGCAGUUCUUCUGUGACAUCCCCUCCCUGCUGAAGAUCUCCUGCUCCGAGGACCACGUCAUCGUCGACGUGACUGUCACCUGUGGGGUAGCUAUAGUUGUCAUCUGCUUGGUCUCCAUCGUCGUCUCGUACGUGCACAUCUUCCGGGCCGUGCUGAGGAUGCCGGCCGCUGAGAGCCGGGCCAAAGCCUUCUCCACCUGCCUGCCUCACCUCGCCGUCGUCAUCGUCUUCCUCUUGACCGGAACUUUCACCUACGUCAAGCCUCCCGUGUCAGACUCCCCCUCAACCCUGGACCUCCUGUUGUCCAUAUCCUACACCGUGAUGCCCCCCGCCCUGAACCCCCUCAUCUACAGCCUGAGGAACCGGGACAUGAAGGCCGCCCUGGGGAGAGUCAUCUCCUGCUCCGAGGAUCACGUCGUCAGUGACGUGAGCAUCACCGGUGGGGUAGCUAUAGUUGACGUCUGCCUGGUCUCCAUCGUCGUCUCGUACAUCUCCUGCUCCGAGGAUCACGUCGUCAGCGACGUGAGCAUCACCGGUGGGGCAGUUUUAGUUGUCGUCUGCCUGGUCUUCAUCGUCGUCUCAUACACCUUCCUGUCAUCCCCAUCCACAUCCAGGACUGACGAGAUGGAGUGA
Molecule: messenger RNA, 1149 nt
Organism: Tachyglossus aculeatus (Australian echidna)
Lineage: Eukaryota; Metazoa; Chordata; Mammalia; Monotremata; Tachyglossidae
Product: olfactory receptor 14A2-like
Exons: 5
Coding region: 1-1149 (382 amino acids)
Biological process (GO): G protein-coupled receptor signaling pathway
Cellular component (GO): membrane
Molecular function (GO): G protein-coupled receptor activity; olfactory receptor activity
Source: RefSeq, a predicted model, not a curated record